AUGCUACCGGUACCACCAGCCACCCUUAGUCGAGGGGGCUCCCCUUCCACGAUACAGAGCACCAGCCCGUCGGAUGAGAGGGAGACAACAGACUCCACUUUCAGCGAGAUACAGGUCGAGGUCAAGGUCGGCAACAACGGCGACAUCGAGGUCAAAUCACCUGUUCUGGAUUCCAUGCAACGCGCCGCCAACAACACACCUCUUCCCAACGGGAAUGGGGGCGAUGGAGGAAGUGGUAGUGACCGCCCCUCUCCAACCCCCAUUCACACCAGGCCAGAGCCAUAUUACAGCAACGAGGAAAUCACCAUCCUCCAUGAGAUCGUUGCCCAUGGCGAGGAGAUCCUCGACACACUACCCGAGCGGGAGCGACUCCCCACCAAUGCGCUGUUCCUGGCUGCCGACGAAAUCCUCCCCAAAUAUGGCUACGAUUCGGAGGACGUCCCACACAUCUCGCGCCUCUUAUUCCGCAUCGGUGCAAACAGGAACGAUGAGACGCUGGUGGACAAGUUCAGAUCCGUGCUAGCGAACAUGGGCAUCGAAGUCGUCUAUACAGAUGACGAGAUGAGUUCAACCGCAGAGAGUGAUGAUGGGGACUUGAGUGACGGUGAUCAGACGGGAGGCGAGCCCGGAGGCGGGCCCACCCCAAGACCACACAUCAUUCAACGCGCCGAGUCUUCGCCACCAGAGCCAGGUCUUGCGCUGCCUGUUCCGCCGCAGGACAGGUACGGCUCGCCCAGUCCAAUGCAUUACGCGCCGCGCCGGAGACGUAAUUCGGAUAGCAUUGCUCUGUCCUUUGUUGCGCCUGGGAACGAGCUGUCCAGUAUAGAGCCUCCGAUCCGGCACACUCGGGCACACUCGGCCGCGGGCGAGACGCCGGAGUCAAACAAGAAGGGCGUCAGAUUUUCGGACGUGGUAGAAACACAGAGCAUCUCCGAACGUUCCUGGGACCAGAACGCCAGCGGGCCGUCUACCAUCGAGAAUUUCCCUUACCGUCCCAAACCUGGGAGUGGUGUGGAAGCCGAUGCUCCGAGCAAAGGGCUCAACGGGUCAGCCCACCCCCGACCGCCAAGUUCCGGGCAGGAUAUCGAUACCAGACCUUCGACCCGGGCGGAGAACCGGGCUCCUCCAGACUUCAGUAAUUUCGGCCACCACGCACGGGGCCCAGAGGGACAAGUGGGAGGCCAUUUGUCCAAUGGGGUAGUUUCUGACGAUGACGUUUCCAGCAGCAUGGACUUGGUUGGGGACGAGGCCGACUACGUCGAGGAGCCGAGCCUCCCGGAACACCCUCCCCAGUAUGAGGAAGAACACGACACCCGAGAAACAGAACGCAUCAAUGAGGAAUAUAACGAUUUACGACACGACGAAUACUCGGUAAAAUUACCUUUCAGGGACGCUGUCGACGAGCAGGAUAUGAACAAAGCCCAGGUGAACUACCUCAUGUCAAGAGAGCAGAUGUUUAGGAUGUCAUCCUUCAACCAUUGGGCCAGGAUCGCCCGUCAGACCAAGACUCGAAACAUUGAAUUAGAGGCAAACGCCGAGGUGUGGGAUGCCUGGGGCACGAUGGGUGACGCUCUUGAGGUCUGGAUUGAAACUGCGCUUACUAUGCACAUUGACGAGAACGAUGGUCUCCGGGCUUAUCAAGAUCACAUGCGUGAGAUGGAGGGACUCGAGCGCAACAGGGAGUCUGCUGAGCGCGGCGCUGAAGGCGCUGCUGCAGUCCCGGCAGUUCCCUCUGUCGAAAAUAACCAGCCGCGCGUCCGACAAUCUAUCGAACGUCUCAGGUCAUCUGCUGCGCCGCCCCGGGCAGUGUCCGACUUGAGAGACGCGGAUAGAGAAGCCAUGGGCAAGUCACCGUCAGGCGAGAGAACGUUUGUCGAGGAGUUGCCAUAUCGGCCAGCACCGGACGGGCGCUUUCAAGAAUUCCAAGCUCAACAGAUGCAGUCCUUCAGCAGCGAAUGGUUUCCGAACCUAGGUUCCAGGCAAGAUUCGUUCUACGAUGCGCCGGAAGAGCGAGACGAAGAGGCUUGGCUCGACAGUGAUCUCAGCCUUCGCUCACAGUACCACAUAGCAGCCGCGGCGUGGGACUACUUCAUCCUGUCGAAAGCAUUCACACAUUGGGCUAAUCGUGCAGAUGAAGAAGUGCAACGGACGCAGGUCGCAAGACGCCACAUUCUUCGGAAAAAAUGCUUCACCGCUUGGAUUGGGGACGGGGAUAGAGAUGAAUCUGAGUCGGAAAGCAAAGCGGUGUGGUUCUCUCAGCUGGUCGCUAUGAGGGACUGGCGGGAUGCUGCACAGAGUCAAUCCGGCAAGCAUAGACGGGCCCAUGCGCUUGCUAUUCGUCGGCGCAGGCGUGACCUAGCCGAGGACGCCCUCGUCGUAUGGUACCAAGAAUCCAAGGUGCAACUGGCUAUGGCAAUCGAUCACACUCGCUUGCGGUCGGCAUGCUUCUAUCACUGGCAGGGCGAAUCCGGCUGGCUUUCUUCUGCUCACGAAGAAGCUGAGGGCAUCUUCCGAGGUAGCAUGCUCGGAAGAUACAUGAGGCAUUGGAAGACAUCAGCGCGCGUACAAGAAAGAGCUGAAGAUGGUGCCGGACCGAUCAUUGUUCGUAGGGACGAGUUUCUGAGGUCCGGCCUGUCACUUGCCUGGCGCCAGGAAGCUGAGGAGUGCAAGGGCCGCGAGAAAGCUGCGAUACUUCAGGACCUGAAGGAGCAUGCAAAGCACUGGAUGUAUGAGACGAGGCUGAGGGCCUGGCAGGAGCAGCAGGAUGCGGAAGCACUUGACAGUACCACCUAUCACUGGUACUGCGAAUGGCGUCUGAUCUUGUGCAGACGCGUCACCCAGCGACAGGACCGGGCACGUUUCUGUGAGAAGUGGAUCGACGCGGCGAGGCAGUCAUACAACAACAGCCGCAAUAUGCGCCAUCUGGCUCGUGAAGUCCGUUACCACGACUCGAUCACGGGCUUCUUCAACGCCUCGAUCGACGCUAUCGAGCAGCUCGAAAUAGGCGCCAUGCACGCCCGCGGCAUGAUCCUCCAGCGCGUGGUGCCGAAGGCCAUCGAGCAAUGGCGCAGCCAGCUCGAGCCCGUCAGCCGGCUUCAGAAUUGGUCCCGCUUGGGUCGUUUCUACUCGAUUAGUGACAGCGUCAUGAAGCACUGGCGCGACGUGCGCCGGCAGGAAUGGCAACGUCGCAUGCGCAAGCUAUACAAGGAUUUCCGCUACCGCGUUCGCUGCGACACGCUCAGGGACAGCCUCGACUCGUGGCGGCAAAAGUCUGCCGAGGUCGUAACUAGUGGUUGGGAGGCAGACGACAUCCGCGCCGAAGACGAUGGCGGCCUGAUUUUCGACGUCGCGCAGGCUUGGCGCGAGAAGCAUGAGUAUUACACGUUCUCUACCGAGGUCGCCGAGGACGCCGACAAGGAGGCCCACCUCGUGCUCUGGCACUCUCUCAUCGAGGCUCAGGAUGAGGGCCGGCUGGACGCGGCCGAGUACAACUUCGCGCAGACGGCGUCGCAGUAUUGGGAGGCCUGGGAGCUGGCGUCGGUGUCCCUGCGGGGCCGCGACCGCGCAGCGCAAGAGUUUAUGGGCCACAACGCGCGGCGGGACCGACGCCAUUUCUUCGGGGUGUGGGCCUCGCAGACGAGCGGCGUUGGGCCUGGCGGGGACCGGGUGCCCGAGCUCGGCGGCAUGAUGGACUUCCGAGCGACGAGGCGUAAUUCGAGGUGGAAUACGCCCGCGCCGGUAAACGAUGGGAGGAGGUCCAGGAUGGUCACCGACUACACGCCCUUCCGGACGCCCGCGCGGCCGAGCUUUACACCGGCUAGGCCGAGCUUCCUUAGCAGGGUGACGAGCACCACGCCUGCGUACAAGCCGCGGAGCGAACUGACGUUUGAGGAUGACGAGGAAGAACUAGUAGCUUAA
Messenger RNA from Diaporthe citri, 3918 nucleotides. RefSeq lists its product as uncharacterized. The coding region runs from base 1 to 3918 and encodes 1305 amino acids. The transcript has 2 exons. The record is from RefSeq and is a predicted model, not a curated record. Lineage: Eukaryota; Fungi; Ascomycota; Sordariomycetes; Diaporthales; Diaporthaceae.